Agrilus planipennis (emerald ash borer) is the source of this 1707-nucleotide messenger RNA. RefSeq names its product putative serine/threonine-protein kinase haspin homolog. Gene Ontology annotation, cellular component: nucleus; cytoplasm. Lineage: Eukaryota; Metazoa; Arthropoda; Insecta; Coleoptera; Buprestidae. Gene Ontology annotation, molecular function: ATP binding; histone H3T3 kinase activity. The transcript has 5 exons. Gene Ontology annotation, biological process: mitotic cell cycle; intracellular signal transduction; protein phosphorylation. The coding region runs from base 315 to 1574 and encodes 419 amino acids. The record is from RefSeq and is a predicted model, not a curated record.
CAUUAAAAUUCUCAGUAAUUUGAAUCACUCAUAAUUCGUCAAAUUGUUACACAAACGGUGGUUCGAAGAGUAACAGUAACAGUAAAUUAUUAUUAUUAUUAAUUAAUAGUACAAAGUGUUUUAAAAAAAGGAGUAAAGAAGUGGGGGAAGUGAUCUUGAAGUCCGCCAAUAAGGACGCUACAAAUACCAGGGGACUGUUGUAUUGUGGACCGAAUUGUGCCGAAUUGCGCUUUAUUAUUACGCACUCAGCUUUUGACUGGUGUGUUGUGCUCGACAUUAGUUCGCGUUUAUUAUUUUUUUAAAAUUAAAGUUUUAUGCAUUACCGCUUAGAAAAAGCCUUCGAUUGUCAUGAAAAGUGCUUGCAUACGUAUGUUUCAGCAGGUAUUAUACCAGACAACACUCAAAACGAAACUUUGGAAGAGAAGUUCGGACGAAUAUCUGUAAAUGAACCGCACAACAACGACAACCAGAUCGACGACGACAACGACGCUAUUGUAAAGUUACAACAACCGUUACCUAUACAAUUUGCACCACUUUCUGCUAAAGACCAAGCAAAAGCUGUCGUCUUUGAAAAAUGUCGCCAAACAGAACCACUGCCGUUUUCAGAAUGUUACCCCGAUUCCAUUCUGCAAAACUGUUUCAAAAUUGGGGAAGGAGUUUACGGGGAAGUAUUUCAAUUUCGAGGAGAGAAUGGCAAACCAACAGUCAUGAAAAUAAUCCCAAUCGAAGGGGACCAGCUGGUUAAUGGAGAAGUGCAAAAGAAAUUUGAAGAGAUCAUGACUGAAAUUGUCAUUGCAAUGGAGUUAAGUUCUUUACGCAAUAACAAUACCAACAUAACAAACACGUUCUCUGAGCUCCAGAGAGUUCGGUGUGUGAAAGGUCGCUGGCCAGCGAGACUUUUGGAUCUUUGGGAUCUUUAUGAUGAAGAUCGCAAAUCAGAAAACGAUUCUCCGGAAAUAUUUGGCGAGGAUCAACUCUAUAUCACACUAGAACUGGCCAAUGGUGGCCGUGACCUCGAAGCCUUCGGUUUUACUAAUGCCUUACAAGCCUUCUCAGUUUUUCAGCAGGUUUCAUGUGCCUUAGCAGUAGCAGAAGAGUCCUUGGAAUUUGAACAUCGCGACCUACAUUGGGGUAAUGUGUUGGUGUCUAUUGUUGACCACGACAAAACGGUUAGUUUCGUAUUGAAUGGUAAAAAUAUUACUUUGGAAACAUACGGGGUGGAGGCGUCUAUAAUCGAUUUCACGCUUUCCCGCAUAACAAAAAGUAAUUGUUGCAUCUUUACCGAUGUUAGCAAUGACCUGGAAUUGUUCACUGCUGAAGGAGAUUAUCAGUUCGAAAUUUACCGUUUGAUGAAGAAACGCAAUGGAAACGAAUGGGAACAUUUUGAGCCUUACACUAAUGUGUUGUGGUUACACUAUUUAUUAGAUAAAGCUGUUACUGCCCUUCGCUACCGCAGCACCAAGUCCAAAUUGCACAAAGAGUACAUUCGAAAACUUCGAAAUAUCAAAGAUGUAAUACUUGAGUACACAAGUGUUAAAGAUUACGUCAUUAAUAACUUUCAGUUUACUUUUUAAUCCUAAUUUUUUUAUUGAAAAAGCGUAAUUAUAUAAGAGCGAUUUAUUUUUGUCUUUGUCGUGCAGUGUCAAUUAAUGUUUUUACUUCUUUCUUUUUGAAUGACUUUGUACAAUAAAAGUAUGUGUUGUUAUA